Arachis ipaensis is the source of this 576-nucleotide messenger RNA. Lineage: Eukaryota; Viridiplantae; Streptophyta; Magnoliopsida; Fabales; Fabaceae. The record is from RefSeq and is a predicted model, not a curated record.
AUGCGGGACGUACCACUUUCCACCUUGGAAUCACUAUCGAUUAGUGGAGAGCAACAGGUGGAGUACGUGUUCAAUGCCAUGACCCGCACCCAACCAACCUCUCUCACAUGGCUAGAAAUCUCAAACUGCUCAUCAGCCAUAUCAUUUCCAGGGGAUUCUUUGCCCCCUUCAUUGCGAUCUCUGUCCAUCAUAGAUUGCAAGAAUGUUGAAUUCCCAAUGCAACACCAACAACAUCACUCACUACAGAAGUUACAUAUAGACAACAGCUGCGAUUCACUUACAUCCUUUGCAUUGCCAGCAUUCCCAAAUCUCAAAUAUAUGAGAGUCCAAAGAUGUGAAAAUUUGACAUCUCUGGAGGUGUCACAGUCACAGUCCCUUCAAAACUUAUCAAUUUCAGGCUGCUCCAAGCUGGAGAACAUAAGGCUGCCUGCCUCUUUAAGUGAACUCAGCAUCAAUAGAUGUCCGUUGUUGGAGGAACGCAUACAGAAGAAGGACCCCCACAUUUGGCCAUCCAUUUCCCACAUCUCCUACAUUUCUGUUUAUGGAAAACAGAUUCGUAAUCACUCAACAUCUUAA